Molecule: messenger RNA, 669 nt
Organism: Erythranthe guttata (spotted monkey flower)
Lineage: Eukaryota; Viridiplantae; Streptophyta; Magnoliopsida; Lamiales; Phrymaceae
Source: RefSeq, a predicted model, not a curated record
AUGGCUCCAUCUCCAUCAAAACCGACGACCGUUUCGGCACCAGGUACGUACCGCUGCGGCGACUGCGACAUCGACCUCCACGACUUCUGCGCCACGUGUCCGGCCACAACCGAAUCGGACCUCCACCCCACCCACCCCCUAACCCUAGUCAGCAACCCGGUCGACGACCGGAUAUGCGGCGACACCGUCGAGGGCCUCUUCUACUCGUGCGGCGACUGCGGCUUCGACGUGCACCCGCUCUGCACCCAGCUGCCGCUGCACGCGCACCUCCCGCAGCACGGCCACCAUCUGCUGAAGCUCCAGCCCGGAAAAUCCGCCGCUUGUGCCCUCUGCUUUAAAGGUUGUACGUCCUGGAGGUACCGAUGCGACGCGUGCUGCCUGGAUGUCCACGUGGAGUGUGUCCUCGCCGUGGAUGUUUCGUCGAUCACUGUGGCGGCGCCGUAUCUGAAACGCAGUGAAUCUAUGCCGCCGCAUAUUAUUGGGAUCCCGAUAGAUGAGAUGGCGGUAUCUCCGGCGCAGGCGGGCAAGGUAGAAGAAGGGGAGGCGAGUGGGAAAGGAAGCAAGAAAAAGAAAAAUAUAUAUUCAACUUUGGGUAGGAUAACUGUCGCAGCAGUGUCAACUUCGCUUAUUGGAGUUCCCAUUAUCCUUAAGGAUCCAAGAAAAUCAUGA